Molecule: messenger RNA, 627 nt
Organism: Salvelinus namaycush (lake trout)
Lineage: Eukaryota; Metazoa; Chordata; Actinopteri; Salmoniformes; Salmonidae
Gene: prrg2
Product: proline rich Gla (G-carboxyglutamic acid) 2
Exons: 6
Coding region: 1-627 (208 amino acids)
Cellular component (GO): extracellular region
Molecular function (GO): calcium ion binding
Source: RefSeq, a predicted model, not a curated record
AUGCCAGGCUUGGCAGAGAUAUGUAUUGGCAUGCUGUUGCUGCUUCCUCUGGCUUGGGCCAGAGUUGUCUACAGCCACAACGAAGUGUUCCUGGGACAACAGUCUGCGUCCUCGUACCUGUCUCGCUCGCUGCUCUGGAACAAAUGGGAUCUGGAGAUGGUGACGCCAGACAGCCUUGAGAGGGAGUGCAUAGAGGAGGUGUGCACCUACGAGGAGGCCAGGGAGGUGUUUGAGGACACAUCCAAAACGAAUGUAUUUUGGGACACAUAUUCCAGCAGUCACAAUACAGCUCCCAGAGUGGAUGUGUCGGGUCUAGUGGCAGGAAUCUUGGCUAUUCUAGUGUCUGCUGUCAUAGCCACGGUGCUGGGCUGCUACUGUUACAAGAACAAAGCUGGUAGGACGGCAGGCAGUGCUCCAGUGAGAAUGGUUGUGGAUGGCCAGCCUGCCCCAGAGACAGUGCCUCUGGCUGGGAUCAUCGCUCCAGGACUGCCCUCCUACGGCGAUGCCCUGACCCGCAGUGGGCAGCAUGAUGCGCCCCCGCCACCUUACUCUGGGGGGGCGCCAUCAGCACCUCCUGACCCAACUGACGAUACUGAGAUUACUGUGAAUACUGAGGACACUGAGUGA